AUGAUAAAAGUUACAAAAAUACGGCCCCCAGUCCCCGGCGCCCCUGCUAUUCCUGGCUACGGUAGCGACCAUGGUAACGGCUGGGCAGAGGGUGCUAAAAACCUCCAGUGGAGGUUCGGUUGCCACCUACGACGACUCGACCUGGCAACUUAUAACGCACGCACCCUGAGGACUGACGAGAAGAUCCUGGAGCUGGAAGAAGAGAUAGACAAGUUGCGCUGGAAUGUCAUAGGAUUAUCCGAAGUCCGAAGAAAGGGGGAGGACACGGUAAUCCUCGAAUCCGGUAAUUUGUUCUAUCACCGGGACCAUCUGUCCCAAGGAGGUGUCGGAUUUAUCGUCCACAAGUCUCUCGUUAACAACGUUGUAAAGAUUGGGAGUGUGUCGACGAGGGUUGCGUACCUUAUACUCAGAAUCACCAAAAGGUAUUCGCUGAAGGUCAUACAGGUUUACGCACCAACCUCGGCACAUCCCGAUGAGAAGGUGGAGGAAAUAUAUGAGGAUAUCUCUAGAGCCAUCCACUCCUCCAAAACCCACUAUACGGUUUUAAUGGGAGACUUCAUUGCAAAACUAGGCACAAGAGAGAACGGUGAGCUGAAAGUAGGGAAAUUUGGAAUAGGGCAACGGAACCUAAGGGGCCAGCAGCUGGCCAACUUCAUGGAGAAAGAGGGUUUCUUUAUGAUGAACUCUUUUUUCCAGAAGCGGCCCCAUAGGAAGUGGACCUGGUCAAGCCCCGACGGUUAA
Messenger RNA from Parnassius mnemosyne (clouded apollo), 741 nucleotides. Lineage: Eukaryota; Metazoa; Arthropoda; Insecta; Lepidoptera; Papilionidae. The record is from the annotation of a GenBank genome assembly.